Messenger RNA from Phycodurus eques (leafy seadragon), 2690 nucleotides. It is a transcript of the gene eya1, whose product is annotated as EYA transcriptional coactivator and phosphatase 1. NCBI's taxonomy places the organism in Eukaryota, Metazoa, Chordata, Actinopteri, Syngnathiformes, Syngnathidae. Bases 350 to 2197 code for a protein of 615 amino acids. Gene Ontology annotation, cellular component: nucleus. The record is from RefSeq and is a predicted model, not a curated record. The transcript has 19 exons. Gene Ontology annotation, biological process: negative regulation of extrinsic apoptotic signaling pathway in absence of ligand; positive regulation of DNA repair; cell differentiation. Gene Ontology annotation, molecular function: protein tyrosine phosphatase activity.
CUAGCCAGCGCCUGCAGCAGUAAUCGGACAACUCUCUCCGUUCUGGCCGGACCGGACUGGCCCUGCUGAGGUACGGUGCUGGCUGGCAGCAGUGCGGGGGUGCGCUCUAUGGCUUCCCAGGCUUAAAAUGAAAAAGAAAAAAGCUGUCUUGUAAAGUUUCAUCUCCGUCCACGAAUCAUGCCGGAGAUUCGGGAAGGAGAACUUUUUUAGAACAUUGGUGCUGGAUCUUCUUUUUUUUUCUUUUAAGAAGGGAUAAAGACACAAGGAUUCAAGCAUAAUUGUAGCGGAGAAGGCAGGAAGAGGACUCGCAGGGCUCGGGAGGACUCAAAGGCAUCUCGGUGGCAGGUUUAUGGAAAUGCAGUAUCUAGCCAGUCCUCACAGCCGAGUAAGUGGAAGCAGCGACUCUCCGACAGGUGCCAGCCUUGACAACUCCCACAUCCAUAACAACAAUUCCAUGACACCAAAUGGCACUGAAGGUGACAGCAUCACAAUGCUCACCACCGCAGACUGGUUGUUAGGUUGUAACUCGCAGUCCGCCUCAGUUAAAAGUGAGCCAAUGAGCAGCAGCGACAUAGCCACUUCAGUAGCAGAGACCUCUCUGGACAGCUUCUCCGGAUCAGCUAUUGGAAGUAGUGGCUUCAGCCCAAGACAAACGCACCAGUUCUCCUCGCAGAUUUACCCUUCCAACAGGACGUAUCCGCAUAUUCUUCCGACCCCUUCGUCCCAAAAUAUGGCCGCGUACGGGCAGACGCAGUACACCACAGGAAUGCAGCAAGCCGCAGCUUACGCCAGCUACCCCCAGCCUGGCCAGCCCUACGGCAUCCCGGCUUACGGUCCAUUGUGGGCAGGCAUCAAGACGGAAAGCGGCCUGAGCCAGUCGCAGUCGCCGGGCCAGACGGGCUUCCUCGGCUACGGCUCGGGCUUCAGCACGCCGCAGACUGGACAGGCGCCAUACAGCUACCAAAUGCAGGGUGGUACGUUCACAACAACGUCGGGAUUGUACACCGGCAACAACUCCCUGACGAACUCGACGGGCUUCAGCAGCACACAGCAGGAGUACCCGGGCUAUCCUGCCUUCGGCCAGGGUCAGUACGCUCAAUAUUACAACAGCUCGCCCUACACGUCGCCCUACAUGACGAGCAACAACACCAGCCCCAGCACGCCCUCCACCACCACCACCUACACCCUGCAGGAGCCCCCGGCCCCCAUCACCAGCCAGGCCAUCACGGACAACCCCGCAGCGGAGUACAGUACCAUCCACAGUCCAUCAACCCCCAUUAAAGAUUCAGAUUCGGAUCGAUUGCGCCGGGCCUCGGAUGGAAAGUCACGUGGCCGGGGCAGAAGGAACAACAACCCAUCGCCGCCGCCCGACUCUGACCUUGAGCGAGUAUUCAUCUGGGAUCUGGAUGAAACAAUCAUCGUUUUCCAUUCCUUACUCACGGGCUCCUACGCCAACAGAUAUGGACGGGACCCGCCAUCGUCUGUAUCAUUAGGACUACGGAUGGAAGAAAUGAUCUUCAACUUGGCCGACACGCAUUUAUUCUUUAACGACUUAGAGGAAUGUGACCAGGUACAUAUCGACGACGUCUCUUCGGAUGACAACGGUCAGGAUCUAAGCACGUACAACUUCGGCGCGGACGGCUUCCACGCGGCGGCCACCAGCGCCAACCUAUGCCUUGCCACAGGUGUGCGGGGAGGCGUGGACUGGAUGAGAAAGUUGGCCUUCCGCUACAGACGAGUGAAAGAAAUCUACACCACUUACAAAAAUAACGUCGGAGGUCUCCUGGGCCCUGCCAAGAGGGAAGCCUGGUUGCAAUUGCGAGCAGAAAUUGAAGCCCUGACGGACUCCUGGUUAUCACUGGCACUGAAAGCACUGACGUUAAUCCACUCAAGGUCAAACUGUGUGAACAUUCUGGUGACCACCACGCAGCUGAUCCCCGCCCUCGCCAAGGUUCUGCUCUACGGCCUGGGCAUCGUCUUUCCUAUUGAAAAUAUUUAUAGUGCAACUAAAAUAGGUAAGGAGAGCUGCUUCGAGAGAGUCGUCCAGAGGUUCGGAAGAAAAGUUGUUUACAUUGUAGUCGGAGACGGGGUGGAAGAGGAGCAAGGCUCGAAAAAGCACAACAUGCCCUUUUGGAGAAUCUCCAGCCACUCGGACCUCAUGGCCCUGCACCACGCUCUUGACCUGGAGUAUCUGUAGCAACGUCCACCAUGCCCUGGCUUCUGCCUUUUCCGGAUCAGGCUUCGCUCGGUUCCGGGCGCGGAGAAAACCCAACACAAAAUGCCCGUUGUGCUACCUGUGGCGUCUCAUCUUCCAAGAGAAGAGGAGAAUGGUCAAAUGUGCUGACGUCCGGUCACACUUUGUCUUAACACUUUUUUGUUUGUUUGUUUGUCGUCGAUGUCCCGAGAGGUGAAUUUUACAGCCGUGGUUACUGUGAAAAUGGACUGCCUGGACUCGGUUCAGGUUCGAUCCCUGUGAGGCUGCCCGGUUCCUCCGUCCCCAUCAGCUCCCCACCAGCGUUUCUUAUUUAUGAACUCUGUAAGAAGGCAAAAACAAAACAAAGAAACAAAAAAAGACUCGUUCCUGAGGACUUUCUGGGCUUUUCUAAUAAUUUAAGAAAAAUGACAAAAACAUUUAUUUACUGAGACAAUCUUGUACAGAGGUGGGUUGUUGUUGUUGUUGUUGUAGUUUU